Molecule: messenger RNA, 3273 nt
Organism: Closterium sp. Naga37s-1
Lineage: Eukaryota; Viridiplantae; Streptophyta; Zygnematophyceae; Desmidiales; Closteriaceae
Source: the annotation of a GenBank genome assembly
AUGGCGUCGCCUCUCAGAGCCACCGCCAGCAGCGGGCGUCUCCAGCAGCGGUCACCAACGACACACGCCGUCGUGCCUCUCGACCAACCGCUGCUGCCCUUCCGCCUAUCAUCUCCGCUCGACUCCACCGCGUCAGUGCGCGCCGACGACUCGACGGCGUCGCUACGAACAGCGAUAGAUGACGAACUUCUGUCGCUCGAAGGCCACGUGUCGCGAGAGGUGGAAGAAGGGCGGUGGAAUCGCGCGCACGCGUCGCCUACGAUCCGCCCAUCCCCGCCGUCCGUCCCCGCCCGCCUGCCAUCCUCGCAAUCCCGCUGGCCGCCACACCGCCUUCCCGCUCGCACCGCGUUCGUCGCCCUCGUCGCCCUCCUCGCCGCGCUGCUCGCUGGCGGCUCGCUGCUGCUCUCGCGGUCGCCGCUGCCGCCGCUGAGCGACCUGCUUGCGACCACCGGCGACACAGGCGACAGGCCCCCAGACGACACAGUGAGAUCUGACCUGCUGGCGCAGAAUGGGAGGGCGGGUGAUCGGCUGGUAGCGAGUGCGAUGGAGGGUGGUGAGGAGGAUGGGGCCAGCGGUGAGGAGGAUGGCGCGGAGAGGCUAGAAGCGGAGGAGACGAGGCGCAGGGAUAAGGAGGGGGACGCUGGCGCAAGAGGGGAGGCGGAUGGGGUGGUGGGCGGAAAGGAGGGCGAGGGCGGAAAGGAGGGUGUGGGCGGAGGAGAGGGUGUGGGCGGAAAGGAGGGUGUGGGCGGAGGGGAGGGAGUGGGCGGAGGGGAGGGUGUGGGCGGAGGGGAGGGUGCGAGUGGUAGCGAGGGGAUGUUGGAAAGAGAAAAGGGCGUUAUGCCAGAAGAGGACGCGGAGGGAAGCAGGCAGGGCAGCAGUGGUGGGAGAGAUAAAAUGCGAUUCAGGGAGGCAGGAGGUCAGGAGGGCAGCGAGGGAGAUGAGGAGAGCAAAUCAAAGAGGAGCAAGGAGAGGCGAGGGGAGAGGCGGGCGGGUAGGAGAGACGAGAGGAGCAGUCAGGAUGAGAGUGCAGGGCGGGCAGCAGCAGACACCACCACCCGAGACAAUGUGACUGUAGCAAACUCGACUCGAGCACAAGUCACUCAAGGCAAUGUGACUCAAGGCAAUGUGACUCAACGCGAUGUGAAUGAAGGCAACGUGACUGAAGGCGAUGCGAGUGAGCAGCAGGAGGGGGCGAGUGCAGCAGCUCCGGCAGCCAGCGCUACACGUCGUGCAGUGCCGAACCCCUCAGCACCAUCACGAGGUGUGCCCCCCUCCUCCCCUGCCCCCCUGCCCUCGGACCCCCUGCCCCUCGGUCCCCCUGCUUCCCUGCCCCUCUGCCCCCCUGCGCCUCUGUGUUGUGCCACCCUCUCCCCCACCUUGGCUUCGCUGCACCCUGGAUGCGACCUGUCACAGGGCACAUGGGUACCCACCACGCGCCCACCGCUCUACUCAGGGGCCAACUGCUCGUGGCUGAGCCCGCAGUGGGCGUGCCGCAGGGCCGCUGACCGCCCCUCCUUCCACCACGAGGCGCUGCUCUGGCGCCCCUCGCACUGCGACGUGCCGCCCUUUGACCCGCUUGACUUCCUUGACCGCCUGCGCCACCGCGCGCUGGCCUUGGUGGGGGACUCUCUCGCGCAGCAGCAGUUCCAGUCGCUGCUCUGCCUGCUCGCCUCUGCUGCGCCAGGGGCCACGGAGGACGUGGCGGGCGAGUGGGGGUUUGUGAACCUGGCGGUGAGGAGCAAGUACAAGCGCAUGCGCCCCACCGGCUAUGCCGUGCGCUUCCCCGCCACCAACACCACCAUCCUCUUCUCCUGGUCCUCCUGCCUCUGCAAGGUGGGACGCACGCUUGAGGGCACGGAGAGGGGCUUGUGUUGGUGUCAGUCCAUCCACCCGUCCUGGUCCAGGGUGUGCAUGACGUGGCAGUGGUCCGCCCCACCCCCUGCACUUCCCAUGCUGCUCUGUUGCUGUGUGCCCCAUACUCUGCUUGCCCACUCCACUCCGCUCCCCUGCUCGCUCAUCCCUGUUGUACCCCUGCCCUCCUGCUCCCUGCCCUCCUGCCUCCUGCCCCCUGCCCUCUGCCCCCUCCGCCCCCCUCAGAUAGCGUACUACAACGAGAGUGACAAGCUGGAGGGCGGGGCGGCCAUGCACGUGGACCAGACCGACGACUUCCUGCAGACGCACCUGGGGCGGCUGGACGUGGUCGUCAUGAACAGUGCUCACCACUGGAGCAGGGGCAAGGUGCGCGAGAGCAAGUGGGACGUGCACAUAGCAGGGCAGCCCGUGAACAUCGAUGACCCUCAGCUGCUCCUUGACGUGCGUGUCAAUGCGCCACCGCUGCCACACGCACACCACACAGACAACAGCAGCAGCAGCAGCAGCAGCAGCAGCAGCAGCAGCAGCAGCAGCAGCAGCAGCAGCAGCAGCAGCAGCAGCAGCAGCAGCAGCAGCAGCAGCAGCAGCAGCAGCAGCAGCAGCAGCAGCAGCAGCAGCAGCAGUGAGGGCGAGAGCAGUGAGGCGGCCACUGGGGGCAGCAGGGUGCGCAUAGAGGGCAGCAGGGUGCGCAUAGAGGGCAGCAGCGGCAUCAUGCACGCGCUGCAACGCAUCGCCCUGCGCUCCACCAUGGCCUGGCUGCACCGCCACGUGGCAGCCAUGGGGAGGGAAGAGGGCGAGGGUGCUACAGGGCAGGCACAGGAGGCACAAGGGGGCGAGGGAGGAGGAGGGGAAGUCGUCGGUGGGGAGGGUGGGGCAGGUGCAGCAGAGGAGGGCGGUGGCAGCAGCAAGGGGGUGCGGAGGGGGGGGAGGGCGCCAUUGCUGCUGCUGCGCACGGCAUCGGCGCGGCACUUCUUUGACGGCGAGUGGAACACCCGCGGCCACUGCGACCACAAACGUGAACCCCUAUCCCUGGCAGCCGUGCUGCCGCUCAACUCAUCACGCGACCCGGCAGCAGAGCAGGCGGUGGCGGGGCUGCCGUCCCUGCACCUGCUCAACACGUCGCACCUGUCGUCGUUCCGCCCCGACGCACACCCGUCCCAGUGGGGGUACCUGCUGGACGCCGCCCACCAGGACUGCCUGCACUGGUGCCUGCCGGGCGUGCCCGACACCUGGAACCAACUCGUGUACGCUCACAUGCUGCUCCGGGACAUGCACGAGGUGGGAGAGGAGGGGGGUGUGAGGGAGGUGAAGGGUGAUGGAGGGGAGAGAGGGGCGGAGGGAGGCGUCGGGGUGACGAAGAGGGGAGAUGAGAGGGCAGAGAAGGAAGGUGCCAACAACUAG